GUUUCAGUUGAGAGCUGAUCGUGAGCCAAGGAGCACCGAGUACCGAGCACAGCCACAGCAGCUCUCCAAAUGUACGUUCGGAAUUGCCUUGUGGUGUGGUGUCUGUCCCUGGUGUCUGUGGUGCUGUUGGUGGCAUCUGCCGAGAUCAAACCAGACCACAUCCGAGUGGAGAGCCUGCUGGAGCACUGCCACGUCGUAGCUGAGCAGACCCGCUGCAGCGGCUUCAAUUUCGAAAGCGAGGGCGAGAGAGCCUCCUUUGACCUUCAAACGGAGGUGAGGAUCACCCCAGAUGGCAGCACCUACGAGGUGGUGGCCGAUGCUAAACCCUCGGGAGCACUGAUCUUCGAGAACUGCACUUUUCUGCACUUUCCUGCCAUGCUAUUGUACAUUCUGGAGGUCACCGAGUUGGACAUGCGAUCGUGCGGCAUCCGGCACAUGCGGUGGGACAGCUUUGCCGUCGGUGCCGAAAAACUUGCAAUUGUCCUCCUGGCAGACAACCUGCUGGAAGAACUCCAGGAUAAGAACUUCAUUGGAGCGGGCAAUUUGCAAUUCCUGUUUCUCAAUCGGAAUAAGAUCCGGAACCUGGAAACGGACACUUUUGAUGGCCUGCAGAGACUCCAGUAUUUGGAUAUCAGCGAAAACCAACUGGAAGAGCUUCCCCCAAGGAUAUUUGACGACCUGGAGAGCCUCCAAACAGUGGUUCUCGCCCACAAUUUGCUGACGACCAUCGCAGGGGAUUUGUUUGCCUACAAUCCCCAUCUGCAUAGCGUUUCCUUGCACACAAAUCGUCUGGAGGAUCUGGAGGAGCACGCCUUCCGUGUGGGAAAGCAGCACCGCCUCCACUCCCUCGAUCUCUCGCACAAUGCACGGCUGACGGUGUUGCUCCUCAACCUAAACGCCAGCCGCCUAAUGGUGCGCAACUGCUCGCUGGACCGCGUCAAUCUCUACGGAUCGGUGACAGAGGUCGACCUCAGCGAUAACCAGGUGCAGGAGCUAUACUUCCCCGCCUCGGAGACCCUCGAGUAUCUCGUGCUGCGCAACAAUUCGCUCAUCCAGAUGGCCUCUCUGACGCGUGUUCCGCGCCUGCGGCACUUGGAUGUAGCAGAUAAUCCAGAGCUGGCCCCCUUGCCCGAGGGCUGGCAGACGCCCGAGCUGGAGCAUCUUGACUUGAGGAGCACGGGACAACAGGAACUGCCACUGGAGGCACUGCAGGGGAUGCCACAGCUCCGAAGGCUGGAUAUUUCAGGGAAUAAUCUCACGGAUAUCGAUCCCACCACAUUCCCACUGCUCUCCAAACUGACGAACCUUUAUUUACAUGCCAAUAACUGGAACUGCUUCAACCUGCGAACCAUCAUGGAUAUGCUCAUCCGCCCCAAUGGCAUCACCUACACGGUGGACACUGUGGACCCUGAUUUCCCUGGGGAGUACAUCCAUGGAAUCGCCUGCAUGUAUCGCCAGCCAGAGAGGGAGCCUCUGGGAGGUUCUACCGAAAUAGAUUCGGGAUUCUCCGCCAGUGUGGAGUCCACGCAACUGAUCAACGAAGAACUCUCAGAGGUUGAAAAACUCCGAAAGGAACUUAAGUCUGUGGUGCAGCAUUUUGAGGUGAAAUUCGAUAUAAUUAUGAACGCAUUGGAACAGCUGAACGAGCGCAUGUCCUCCAUUGAGAAGCUAAAUCACACUAUCUGGAAUCAGGUCACACUUUCUGUUUAAUUAUUGUUCGAGAUCUCCAAGCUACAUUUUGUAUUGUUUGACUAAUAAAUGUUCUUAUCGAUUUAUUUUGACCUCAA
Drosophila guanche is the source of this 1787-nucleotide messenger RNA. RefSeq names its product insulin-like growth factor-binding protein complex acid labile subunit (gene cDIP). Gene Ontology annotation, molecular function: protein binding. The record is from RefSeq and is a predicted model, not a curated record. Lineage: Eukaryota; Metazoa; Arthropoda; Insecta; Diptera; Drosophilidae. The transcript has a single exon. Bases 70 to 1710 code for a protein of 546 amino acids.